Gopherus evgoodei (Goodes thornscrub tortoise) is the source of this 1611-nucleotide messenger RNA. RefSeq names its product recombination activating 2 (gene RAG2). Gene Ontology annotation, molecular function: protein binding; sequence-specific DNA binding. The coding region runs from base 10 to 1611 and encodes 533 amino acids. The record is from RefSeq and is a predicted model, not a curated record. NCBI's taxonomy places the organism in Eukaryota, Metazoa, Chordata, Testudines, Testudinidae. Gene Ontology annotation, cellular component: DNA recombinase complex; nucleus. Gene Ontology annotation, biological process: V(D)J recombination. The transcript has a single exon.
GACAGUACCAUGACGCAAUCACCAGACAUAAUGUCCCUGCAGAUGAUAUCAGCUAUUAAUAAUUCAUCCUUGAUUCAGCCAGGCUUUUCUCUGCUGAAUUUUGAUGGGCAGGUUUUCUUUUUUGGACAGAAAGGCUGGCCAAAGAGAUCUUGCCCCACUGGAGUUUUUCUCCUUGACUUAAAAAAAAAUGAGCUCAAAUUGAAGCCUGCAUUUUUCUCUAAGGAUUCCUGCUAUCUUCCCCCUCUCCGUUACCCUGCUAUCUGUGCUCUCAGGGGCAGAAUAGAGCCUGAGAAAUGCCAGUAUGUCAUCCAUGGUGGGAAAACACCAAACAAUGAACUAUCUGAUAAGAUUUAUGUUAUGGCUAUAGUAUGCAAGUCUAGCAAAAAAGUCACCUUUAAAUGCACUGAGAAAGAGUUAGUUGGGGAUGUUCCUGAAGCAAGAUAUGGCCAUACCAUUAAUGUAGUUCAUAGCCGAGGUAAAAGCAUGAGUGUUAUAUUUGGGGGAAGGUCAUAUAUCCCUCUUGGACAAAGAACCACAGAAAAAUGGAAUAGUGUAGUAGACUGUAUGCCCCAUGUGUUUUUGGUUGAUUUUGAGUUUGGGUGCUGUACCUCAUACAUCCUUCCAGAGCUUCAGGAUGGAGUUUCUUUCCACGUCUCCAUUGCCAGAAAUGAUACCAUCUACAUCCUAGGGGGUCAUUCUCUUGAAAAUAACAUCAGACCCCCCAACCUAUACAGGCUAAAAAUUGACCUGCCACUAGGCAGCCCAGCUGUGAGCUGCACCAUCUUGCCUGGGGGGAUCUCUGUCUCCAGUGCUCUUGUGACUCAGACUGGUGAUAAAGAGUUUGUCAUGGUUGGAGGCUACCAGUGUGACAACCAGAAGAGGAUGUUUUGUAAUACAAUCACUUUAGAAGAUAACAACAUAGAGAUUGGGGAAAGGGAGACCCCAGAUUGGACACCAGAUAUUAAACACUGCAAGAUAUGGUUUGGUAGUGAUAUGGGUAACGGGGCCAUAUUGCUUGGUAUACCAGGGGACAACAGGCAACUAAUUUCAGAUGCAAACUAUUUUUACAUUUUGAGAUGUAGAGGAACAAGAGAAGAUGAGGAGGAGAUGGCACAGACUUGCAGUCAGACAUCUACAGAAGACCCAGGGGACUCCACACCAUUUGAAGAUUCAGAGGAGUUCUGUUUUAGUGCUGAAGCCAAUAGUUUUGACGAUGAUGAUAUUGACACCUAUAAUGAAGAUGAUGAAGAAGAUGAAUCAGAAACAGGCUACUGGAUCACCUGCUCUGCCAACUGUGACAUUGACAUCAACACUUGGGUCCCUUUCUAUUCGACUGAACUGAACAAGCCAGCUAUGAUCUACUGUUCCAAUGGAAAUGGCCACUGGGUCCAUGCUCAGUGUAUGGACCUAUCUGAGCGCAUGCUCAUACAUCUUUCAGAGGCAAAUGUCAAGUACUUCUGCAAUGAGCAUGUUGAUCUUGCUAGAGGGCUGCAAACACCAAAGAAGGUUCUGCCUGUGAAAAAACAACCUAUGAAACCACUGCGCAGAAAAACAUCCAUGAAGAUAGCAACUCCAGUGAAAAAAUCUUUUCUUCGGAGGUUAUUUGAGUAG